Molecule: messenger RNA, 1956 nt
Organism: Monodelphis domestica (gray short-tailed opossum)
Lineage: Eukaryota; Metazoa; Chordata; Mammalia; Didelphimorphia; Didelphidae
Source: RefSeq, a predicted model, not a curated record
GGUUGUAUUGAGCAUGCUCAGCAGCUGGACAGGUUUAGGCGCCUGCCAGGUUACCCGGGUCUCAUACUUGCAGCGUGGGGAGGAGGCAGAGCCAGGGGGCACCGGGCAAGGGGUACGCCUUGGAUGAUUGUCAGGCCUGGGAUUCGGGGAUUCCCAGGGAGUGUCCUCAGCCGAGAUGUCAGGGCCCUCGAUGACCGUCACUGUCACCUACAAGUCAUCAAUGUCCAGUGGCAAGACAAAAGGCAAGGCGACUAUCGAUGGCCCGGGAUGUAGUGGAUGACCGUGGCAUCUUCAAUGUCUGACUAAGCUCUGAGCACUCUAUAGUGCCUGCUUCAGCCGCCUUCUUGGCCAUUGGAACAAAUUGUUCUCCUCUGCCCAUUUCCACCGAGGGAAGUCUUCACAUGCUUGGGACAAUGAAAAACAUAGCAUUCAGGUUGUAGCACAGCAAGAAAACAGUGAACCAACCCUUCAGGACCUGGCUCUUCUUAUUGAACAAGUUACUGGAGUUCCACUUGCUUUUCAGAAAUUAAUAUAUAAAGGAAAGUCUCUAAAGGAAAUGGAACAACCAUUGUCAGCACUUGGAGUCAAAAAUGGUUGCAGAGUGAUGUUGAUUGGAAAGAAGAACAGUCCAGAGGAAGAAGCUGAACUAAAGAAAUUAAGAGAUUUGGAGAAGUCAGUAGAGAAAAUUGCUGACCAACUAGUAGGGGUCAAUGAAGAACUUGGUGGUAUUCAGAAGGGUUUUCUAGCCAAGGACUUGCGAGCGGAAGCUCUCAGCAAACUUGACAAGAGAAUAAAAGGAACUGUUGAGCAGUUUAUGAAGAUCUUGGAACAGAUUGAUUCAUUAACUUACAAUAACUACCAGGCCCCUCUUGCUGAGCAGGACUUCCAGUCCUCGACUCUCUCCUGCCCAACUCUCUUCCGUUGCUGCUUAUGCCCCAAAGUGACAGAAUCCGUUUCACCGGGAUACCCAACGACUCUUCCAGAGAAUUUCAGAGACUGUAGACUGAAAAGGAAGGGAUUGGUGAAAAAGGUUCAGGCCUUCCUAGCUCAGUGUGACACAGUGGAAAGAAGGAUUGAACAAGAAACAGAUAAGCUGCAAUCAAAAAAUUUGGCCCUGGCUGAAUGAGAAUUGUGUGUAAAUUGGAGGGUGAGGGUGCAAUUGCUCUGAACAAGAAGAAAAGUUUACUCUAUUUUGUAACACAUGCCUAUCUUUCUUUUGAGAUCAUGCUGGUUUUACUGUUUGCCCUUUGGGAGCUGGUUCUAAAUAGCACAUUUCCUCCUCAAACCCACCCUCCGUAGGGCCUUGAGUUGUCUCCGUAUGUCCUGAUCGUCCCACAGACAGACUAUUUUACUCUACCUAGUUAUACCUUUGCAGGUCUCCGGGGGGCAACAGCAUUGCAGGGCCAGGAGGAGAAAGCUUUUCUUCUCCAACAGUCUAAGGUUAGGGGUGGCUAUUUGUGUCUUUUGUCAGAUCCCUGGAAGCUGAUUUGGCCACCUGCUAGCCUCAGACUUCAUGGGGAGGGACUGAGCAGGUGAGAUUGAAAAUCUAGUGACUCCUACACAGAUGACUGCAAAACAGAUCAGUAAUCCAAGACCUGCAAAUGGGCAAAGGAGUCUCCCCAGUGCUUGGUGCUGUGUUAGCGUCCUGUGGAAACCUCUUUGUCAUUCCACACGGCCCUGACCAACUGGGCUAAUGGGUUCUAGGAGCCCAGAGCAGCCCAGAAGCCUGGUUCCAAAAGGGAAUUUGGGGAGAAGUAGAGAAAUGUAGCAUCAUGACCUUUGCAGCCAAAAAGGGACUAAGAAACAGAAACCCCAGAAGCAGGCAAUGUGGACUUUCUUCAAGGACAUCGAUUUUGUUUCAGCCCAUCUUUUGCGAUAAAUGUUUUUCUUCACUUCUCAUUAUAAGAUUAUUAUUUUAUUAUUAUUAAAACGAGUUCAAACAACAGACCAAACAAA